AUGGCACUCACUUCCAGUUCAAAGGAAGGUCAGCAUGAGAAGGAUAUGCCGUCCUCUCCUCCCAUAACACCCACUCGCAGCUUACGGUCUCCUACCACCAACAGCCUCGCCGAAAAAAUGGUUCAAAAAGCGGGACACCCUAGUACGGCUUUUCUAUACGGGGUCGUCGCAGGAACAUCUAUGCUCAGCUUGAUCCUCUUGGCAUUGUAUCUAUGCUCUACAGGACACGGAUGGGAGGAACUAAAAAUGCAGAAACUGUUGUGGUGGGAUGCGUGGUACUUGGGAAGAAUAUCAGAGCAGGAUGUUGCAGAGUUGCCCAUUGGAUGCCUGGACUUUCAUCUGAAUUCCUUUGCUCGUGGAGAACGACAUAUCUCAGCUGAUGACAAUGAGAGAUCCGUCACAAACAGUACGGUGCGGCCGACAGUAGCUGAUCAAGAGGCUCAUGCCUCCUCCAAUAUUAUCUUUCUCCAUUUCAACACAAAGCUUUCAACGUUUCGCUACCUUUGUUCUGUCGAAUCCGCUGCUCGCAUGAACACCAAACAUUCGAUAUCAAUCCACGCCGAAAACGUGAUGGAUUUCGAAACAAAACUCCAAGGAUGGCGCUCUGCCGUGGGUCCCAAGAUCGCGGGAAGAGUCAACGUCAAACCACUAGAGUACGAUGCGUACUUUGCAGACACACCGCUUGAAAAGUGGUGGAAGUCUGGAUCAUACAACAACAGCUAUUGGGUUGGACAAAACUUGGGCAAUGCUUAUAGAUUGGCUGCGGUGUACAAAGAAGGUGGAACGUAUCUAGACAUGGACAUUAUCUCGCUCAAUUCGUUAGGGGCGGCUGGGAGAUAUGUAGCUCGUGAACAGAUUGAUGUGAUCAAUAAUGCCGCAUUGAGCUUUCCCAAGGGGGAUGCGUUACUAUGGGCGAUAAUGGAGGAGUUUGUAGCGGGGUGGAAUGGGUACCUCUGGGCAAAUAAUGGGCCAUAUGCCGUUACACGCACCUUUCAAAAGAAAUGCCAAAAGUCCGUCUACCACCUCGGACUCGUCCCAACCCAACCUCCCACCCCCAAAAACAAAACAACACAACAUUUACGCCGCCAAUCAUCUCCCUCAUAUCUCCCUCAACCAACCCCAACCCGAUCUAUGAACCACCUCCUACCCCGCGCUAGAAAACCGGCGUUUGGCCUUUCCCAUGCAGACUACACAGAUCCCUCUAUCCUCCACGACCACCCCUACUGCGCAGACAUGAACGUGUUACGGCCAUCCCGUUUCUAUCCCAUUCACUAUUCGCGUCGCUCAAAUUUAACCAACGACUGGACACUAUCAUGUGGAAAGUUGCAGGCAAUGAAAAGAGAGAGUUUGGGCUUACAUUGGUGGCACAAGAUGGUGGCCGAUGACGAGCUUCUUCACAGAGAAAGUCUAUUGGGCAGAGUCAUGAGGACACAGUGUCCGGGUGUUGUAGAUGCUUAUGGACUGAGAGCGUUGGGAAUAGAGUAG
Messenger RNA from Spizellomyces punctatus DAOM BR117, 1485 nucleotides. RefSeq lists its product as uncharacterized. Gene Ontology annotation, molecular function: hexosyltransferase activity. Gene Ontology annotation, biological process: glycosphingolipid biosynthetic process. Lineage: Eukaryota; Fungi; Chytridiomycota; Chytridiomycetes; Spizellomycetales; Spizellomycetaceae. The record is from RefSeq and is a predicted model, not a curated record. The transcript has 2 exons. The coding region runs from base 1 to 1485 and encodes 494 amino acids.